This is a messenger RNA of Haemonchus placei, 501 nucleotides long. The record is from the annotation of a GenBank genome assembly. NCBI's taxonomy places the organism in Eukaryota, Metazoa, Nematoda, Chromadorea, Rhabditida, Trichostrongylidae.
AUGGUACGCAAGGAUACUGGAAAAGGAGGAGACACGAAGCCGCUACUACAGGAUCUGAAGAAGCAAGAAGACAAUGUUGCUCAUGGUGGCGGCGAUAUCGGAGACUCAAAGCUUCCGAAGGCUGCGGCAGGAAAGAUUGCAUCAAACUUGAACACAGCUAAGGAGACCCAUCGUUCACCUGCCCUACUAGCUGUUCCAUCUCAGAGCACGCAAUCGCUGAGUCCUGACGACAAUGAAUUAUACCCUCCUGAACAGAUAAAAGUAUUACGCCUCAAUGAAAUCAUGGAUGUAACAAACUCUCAAUCAAAUUCAAAACUUAAUGGCGUUCACGUUGUUGAUAAGAGAAAACAAGACUCCUUAAAAAGAUCGGGAACCGCAGCUGAAAAAACGGUUCUUGAUCAGGUGAGAUAUUCGACAAUCUGUGCUUAUGAAAGCGAUUUUGCUUAUCAUACGCUGCUUGUUUUUGUGCAACGAUUACAGGAGUACACUGAAUGGAAAUGA